Molecule: messenger RNA, 345 nt
Organism: Rotaria sp. Silwood2
Lineage: Eukaryota; Metazoa; Rotifera; Eurotatoria; Philodinida; Philodinidae
Source: the annotation of a GenBank genome assembly
AUGCUUCAAUCGAGUAUUUUUCUUAAAACUCAUUCGGGUGAACGAAAUCAACACAUGAUCAAAUAUUUUUAUUCAACAUGCCCAAAGCCUGAUACAUCUUCGGAAAUCGGAACAUAUAUUCAACAAAUUCCUUUUUUAAUGGAUCACAAGAAUAAUCUGCAAUUAGUAAAAAAUAUUUAUUUUCCUGCUGAAACAAUUGGUGAUACAGGAACAACUGAUUCAAAAGAUUUAUUUGUAAAUAAAAUAAUAUCUGAUUGGUUAAAUCAAUAUUCACAAAAUGAAAUAAAACAAUGGCUACAGAAAUUAGGUAUUGUUGAACGAAUAGAUCUAACAUAUUUACAUUAA